AUGGCUCCCGCACUCACAAUCGAGCAGCCCGCCCAGCCAACUUCCAAUGGGAAGCUUGCGCUGAAGCACACAUACAUUCUGAAUCGGGUCCCCUGGCAGCUUCCGGUGGGGACCCACGCGGAGGGGAUAUACAUCACCCUUCAAGAUGGACGGACCGUCCUUGACGCUGUCGGAGGCGCGGCAGUAUCAUGCAUCGGGAUGGGUCAUCCUGAGGUGAACAAGGCUAUCAAGGACCAGGUUGACAAAGUCUCCUAUGUUUACAAUAUGCAGCUGUCCAAUGAGCCAGCAGAGGAGCUCGCCAAGCAACUGGUUGACACCAGCAACGGUGCCUUUGCCAUCUGUGGUUUCUUGUCUGGCGGUACCGAAGCCGUGGAGAGCGUCAUUAAACUUGCCCGACAGUACUUCGUAGCGACAGGCCAGCCUCAACGCACGAACUUCAUAGCACGGCGGCUCUCCUACCACGGUAACUCGCUGGGGAUGCUAUCUUUGGCCGACCACCCGGUGCGCCGUGCGCCGUAUGAAGCCGUGUUAAACCAUGAGAACUUCCAUCAUGUGUCUCCCGCCUACGCUAAGCGUUUCCAGAAGCCCAAUGAGACCGAAGAGCAAUACGUAGAACGUCUAAGACAAGAACUUGAGAACAAGUUCAUCGAGCUCGGACCGGAUACAGUGGUCGGGUUUAUCGCGGAAACUGUGGUUGGAGCUACUACCGGUGUUGUGGCCGCCCCGAAGGGUUAUUUUAAAGCCAUGAAGUCUGUGUGUGACAAGUACGGUGCCUUGUUCAUGCUCGAUGAAGUCAUGAGCGGUAUGGGGCGUAUGGGCACCCUGCAUGCAUGGGAAAGCUACGGUGACAAUGUCGCCCCUGACAUUCAGGCUGUAGCAAAGGGUCUUGGAGGCGGCUAUGCCCCAAUCGGAGCUAUUCUGAUCUCGCAGAAGGUUGCGGACGGUAUUCGCGACAAGGACGGAGUCUGGAAGCACGGCCACACUUAUCAGGCACAUCCAGUGGCUUGUGCGGCUGCGCUUGCGGUGCAGAAAGUGAUCGCGAAGGAGAACUUGCUCGAGAAUGCCCGCAUCCAGGGUCAAUACCUUGGCAGCCUUCUCCGGCAGCGUUUACAGUCGCCCAAUUCCCCUGCCGCACCAUUCGUCUUCGACGUCCGAGGAGGAGGCGCAUGGUGGGGGGUGGAAUUCGACUUCACUGGUCCGGAGGCUGCACGCCUUGACUUCAAGGGCCAGCGCUUUGCUAUGGCUGUACAAGCCCGCUGCAUGCAGAACGGAUUGAUUGUCAUGGGCAUGACAAACGGCGCCGAUGUAGAAGCUACACGCGGCGACCAUCUGAUGCUCUCUCCGGCUUACAAUGUCACUAAGGAAGAGGUAGAGAAGAUUGUGGACCUUUUCGUGGAGGGCGUGGAGGAGGUCUUGCGCUCGAGCGCCCGAGUCAAGGCAGCUAAGCAGAAGGAGAAGGAGAAGGAACGCACAUCCUCAGAGCAAGUAUCCUCCUCAUCUUCCGUGCCGUCCAAACGAGUCCGGGAAGCCACUGGAGGGAAGGGAAAGGCUCAGGAAGUGUCUACAGAGUCCUCGCGAGCAAGCAAGAAAGCCCGUCGUGCCACAUACCCUGCUACUACAUUGUCCAUCAACGAAACACCAAGAGACGCCAAGGGAAAGAAGCGUGCAGUACCGGAGAGUCAGUCUGAGGAAGAGAACGUCGCGUCGUCCGCAAACACGAAACGUCUGAGGGCUACCACGAGUGCAUACCAACUUCGAUCCAGAUCAGACACCCAAGCAUCAUCCGAAAUGACAAAGAAGACUAGGUCGACCACAGCAAAGGGGAAGGCAGCUACUAAAAGCAAAGCCAUGGCAGUGGCAGCGAGUUCAUCCCGCGUAGAGGACGAGGAUGUUGAGAUGCUGGAUGCUGAGUGCGUGCAGAAGGAUCUCCACCCCGACCUGGACGAGGAGGGUAUGGAAGAGGGUAUGGAUGAAGCAGUCGUCAACGACGAAGUCGAUGGACGCGAUGAGGAAGACGCACAUGACGAUGACCAUCAUCAGGACACGAAGGCGCCCAGCGAUGGCCUGGACGAACCAUCCGCGAUGGCGGUGUUUGGUGACUAUCGUCACUUUGCCUCGCACAUGAUGGGUCUUUCUAGCCGUCUUAAGACGAUGCUCAACAACAUCAAGUCCACCGCAGACCCCACAACACGUCUCGUAACUCUUCAGGAGCUCAGUGAACUACUCAGUAUCAGUACUGAGGACACUUUAGGGGGCUUCCAAGUCGAAUCGUAUGUGCGGGAGCUUGUUCGCAUUCUUGGCGGAACCGGGAAUGACCCUGAGGAAGGCGAUGACGAUGAUACGCAAGAGGCCGACGAAGACGCCGCAUUGGCUGCGGCUCUGGCGAUGAGUACCGGCGGUACGUACCAAGGAGAUGAGAAUCUGGAAGCCCAAGUACUGGCUUGCAGGUGUCUCGCCAAUUUGAUGGAAGCAUUGCCGGGCGUCGCCCACACUGUCGUCUACCACGGUGCCAUCCCUGUUCUUUGUAGCAAACUAAUCGAGAUCUCAUACAUCGACCUGGCGGAGCAAACGCUCAGCACAUUGGAGAAGAUUUCGGAGGAAUUCCCAAGCUCAAUCGUUCGUGAAGGUGGUCUAGCUGCACUCUUGAACUACCUCGAUUUCUUUUCUAUCGCGGUUCAGCGCACGGCGCUUCAAGCGGCCUCCAAUUGUUGUCGCAAUGUCUCCCCCGAACAUUUCCCGAUGAUCCAGGGAGUGUGGCCUAUCGUCCGUAACUGCCUCGGGUAUGCCGACCAACGUCUAGUUGAAUAUGCAUGCCUCUGUGUCAUCCGUGUCGUGGAUGCAUACUAUCGCGCGGCCUCGGACAAACUGGAAGCAUUGUUCGACAUCGAUCUCAUCAGGGCUGUGAACCUCCUCCUCCUUCCUUCAGGUGGAUCACCAUUGAUCGCCGCAAAUACGUUCACCUUGCUCUUACGAGCCCUAGCGACUGCUGCCCGUGCAAGUCCGAAGAUUACUGUAGUAUUGCUGGAAGCUGGAAUUGUCGAUACACUGUAUCAGAUUCUCACCGGAGUACUCCCGUCUGCUAAUGAAGGAGGCGAAGAACAAGGUGACGCAGCAGGGGGUCAGGGACUCGGUGGCGGUGUGGCCGACAUGACUGUGAUGGAGAAUUUAGCCCAUCGUCCCAAGGAUCAGGUGGAGGAAACUCUGAGUCUUGUCUCUGAGCUCAUGCCGCCAUUGCCCAAAGACGGUGUGUUCGAUCAUAGGUCAUAUACUGAGAAAGCAUUGUCACGGCUCGUGAAAGCGAAAGCGAAAGCGGAUCGAGCAGCAGCGCGCCAAGCCGCUGCCGCUGCCCUUGGUCCCGCAUUAGAUCUAAUCGGAGGCUCUGGUGCAGGGUUGCCUGGGCACAGUGUUGUCGCAGACGACAACAGCGUUGCCGAGGGCACAACCGCGGACUCGCAAUCCGUUCAGGACGGAGAAGAGUUGAGCUCGUCCGCACAGCCCAAGGAGGCAGCUCCUGAUCGCACUGAACUUCUGCGAUCGAAACCUGAGGCUGUCGGACGUUUCUUGCGCCUGUUGGUACCCAUCCUAGUUGAUGUCUAUGCUGCUAGUGUCAUGACACCGGUGAGAAUCAAGACGUUGACCGGCCUACUCAAGGCGGUCAGCUUCCUCGAUGGCGAGGAGCUUAAUCGGGUGUUCACGUCUGUCCCAGUCGCUAGUUUCGCUUCAUCCAUUCUGUCGUCGAAGGACCACCCGACACUAGUGAUCGGUGCACUUCAGCUGGUGGAACUCCUUCUAAGUAAAGUGCCGACAGAAUACAAGCCCGUUUUCAGACGAGAAGGGGUUCUGCACGAAAUUGAGGCCCUCGCAGCCCGCACUGUGUCGCCGAAAGCCAAGGACAAAGAUAAAGACAAGGACAAGGACUCUUCCGACGUUCCUGCGCCCGCUGAGUUGGCCACUCCGGCACACGUCGCUGCUACCUUAGCGGCAACUAUCCCCGGAUACAAGAAAUUGUCCUCUCUGGCACUAGAACCUGACGACGCAAUAACUCUGCGAGCGCGCCUCAUACGCUUCAAGCACCUCGGAGCGGAGGAUAACGGCGAAGAGGACAAUGUCUUUGCUAGCCUACGGCGUCUUGUUUCGCAGCUAACCACUCGUUCUGCUUCCGAAAAAGACCUGACGACUCCGUUGGAAGAGCUGGCAGGACUAUUCGCUAAUCCUCACACGUCCGUGUCUAGUUUCGAGCUCCUACAGAGCGGGCUAGUAGAUGGCCUGCUGCAAUUCGUCACGGCAACAGAAGGGUGGAACGUGGACCUCCCACGCCGACAGAGAUUAUUCUUCGCUACGUUCAGUAUAUCGCGCUCCAAAGCUGCCCCGCAGGGCCAAACACCGAUUGCCACAUUCAUCAAAAAGCUGCAGGAGAGCUUGACCCGCAUGGAAUCAUUCGAAGUUGUUACUGUUGCGCAGAGUGCAGAUGAUUCUAAGCGGAGCUCACCUUCGUUGCUCGCUCGUCAGCUCCGACUGAGGUUGGUUGCAGCCGAGGAUUCUGAUGUCCCGAAGAAUCUCAGCAAUAUUGUGGUCUCUAUUCAUGCUAUCGCGACUUUUCAGGCGUUACAUGACUACUUACGGCCGAGGGUGGCUGGAUCACUACCUAGUGGCUCACGGUUGUCAGGGAUGCUUGCCGCUCUGGCAGCCUCAGGACUGGCGCCACCGUCAUUCCCGCUGGGUUCUCUGGAUCAACUGCAUAGGCCUGCGAAGCCUGAGCCUGCUAGCGGCACAUCAGCUUCUGUCGGUGUGGCUCGUCGACGUAGUCUUCGUCUCAGUGCGAAGCAGUCUGGCCCUGAGGAACCUGCCCCUGCCCUUGUCCCCGAGGAAGAGAGUGCUAAUGAAUCACGAUUGAGCGCAGCGCCAUCGGCUCUACAGCCUGCUGAUGUAGCAAGUUCCACUUCAGCGCCGGACAGUGCUUCAAGUGGCGCUACCGUCCAUGAACCAGAGUAUGCUGCCGACUUCUCGGAGGAUGAUGUGGAUGUUGAUGUAAUUGACGAGGAUGACCAUGGUGAUAUUGCACAAUCAGAGAAGACCGUCACUGUCUCCGUUCAAGAUGAUGGUUCCAAAGUCGAGGCUCAGACACCCGACGGUACCAGGGUUUCGACGCCUGCACCCGCCAAAGCUCGGACAUCGGCACCAACAUCACGCUCAUCCAAUGUAGGGGCUUCGUAUGCGGCUGCUCUCAAGUCGAAACCCAGCGAUUGGCAUCUGGAAUUCUUUAUGGACGAUCACAAGCUACCCCUCGAUCUCACCAUCUACGGCGCAAUUCAUCAACACGAAUUGCGCAAGAAAUCAGGCCCAGCCCUCGCCCCGAGUAUGAUUUGGCAGGGUGUAUACACUAUCAAGUUCAAGAAGGUUUCUGGACCAGCACCCGCCUCCGAAUGUGGUCGUUCACCAGGCCCGACAUUGUCAUCGCUCCCAGAAGAUGCCCCACAUGGGAAGAUUCUGCGACUGCUCCGUGUCCUCUACAGACUGAAUGCGCGAGAGCAUGAGCGAUCUGCUGUCCCUGGACAGAAUCGUGCGCUGUCUGAAGUUUCGUUCGUGAACAACAAGCUUACAGCAAAACUUACUCGACAACUUGAAGAGCCCAUGAUUGUCGCCAGCUCGUGUCUCCCUGACUGGGCCCUCGAUCUGCCUCAGCAUUUUCCCUUCCUCUUCCCAUUCGCCACUCGAUACAACUUCUUGCAAUCGACAUCAUUUGGCUAUGCCCGACUCAUCCUCAAGUGGCAGAGUCAACAAACCAGAGGGCAAGAUUCUUCUCGACGUGAUGACGGAGUGGGAUUCUUGGGCCGCCUGCAGCGACAGAAAGUCCGGAUAUCUCGGCAGCACAUCUUGGAAUCAGCGGUCAAAGUCUUUGAGUUGUACGGCUCCUCAUCUUCCAUCCUUGAAGUGGAGUAUUUCGAGGAGGUCGGCACAGGUCUGGGACCGACACUUGAGUUCUACUCCCUCGUGUCCAAGGAAUUUGCUAGAAAAGAUCUCAAGAUCUGGAGAGAUGCCGAUCCCCUCUUGUCAGGACCUUAUGUUCACCAUCCGCUUGGCUUGUUCCCCGCCCCUAUCGACCCGAACGAUAUCGUCAACGAUGGAGGACAUAAACGAACUCAUAUUUUUCGCGUCGUGGGACAAUUUGUCGCAAAGGCAAUGCUUGAUUCUCGCAUCAUCGAUCUAUCAUUCAACAGAAUUUUCCUCAAACUUGUACUGGGAGAAGAUGUACCACUGAAUGUAGACAUUCUGAGGGGGGUCGACCCUGAUUUGGCAGCUUCCCUAGCUCAAGUACAGGCCCUAGCAGCAGUGCAGAAUCAGAGCGACAAGGUAUUAUCUCUCUUACGAUCCCUGUGGUUGGACUUCCUGACCUUGUGUCACCAGUCGCGUCGCAAACAUGGAGUAGACGAGGUUCGAGUCGAAGACCUCGCCCUCGAUUUCACUAUUCCAGGGUAUGACGUGGAGUUACGACCUGGUGGAAGAGAUAUGCUCGUGACGUCAGAAAAUGUUGACGACUACGUACAUGACAUUCUCGACGCUAUAAUUGGGAAGGGUACUCAGCUUCAAGCGAAAGCGUUCCGAGAAGGAUUCUCGAAAGUCUUCCCUAUAACGGAUCUGCAGGCGUUCACAACGGACGAGCUGGCUAUGCUCUUUGGCAAUGCUGAGGAGGAUUGGAGUAUCGAGACAUUGAGUGAAGCUCUUAAGGCCGACCAUGGCUUCAAUGUAGAGAGCCGCGCUAUACGACAGCUGCUAGAGAUCAUGUCGGAAUUCGAUACACCGACACGUCGUUCCUAUCUGCAAUUCAUCACUGGCAGUCCAAGGCUACCCAUCGGCGGUUUCCGAGGUCUGAAUCCACCACUGACGGUCGUGCGCAAGCCGCAUGAGGCGCCGCUUACCGCAGAUGAUUAUCUGCCCAGUGUCAUGACAUGCGUCAACUAUCUGAAGCUGCCUGAGUACUCAUCCAAAGUGGUGAUGCGAGAGAAGUUACAAAUAGCAAUGAGAGAGGGUGUAGGUAGUUUCCACUUGUCAUAA
Molecule: messenger RNA, 7053 nt
Organism: Postia placenta MAD-698-R-SB12
Lineage: Eukaryota; Fungi; Basidiomycota; Agaricomycetes; Polyporales; Adustoporiaceae
Exons: 25
Coding region: 1-7053 (2350 amino acids)
Biological process (GO): protein polyubiquitination; proteasome-mediated ubiquitin-dependent protein catabolic process
Cellular component (GO): nuclear speck
Molecular function (GO): ubiquitin protein ligase activity; pyridoxal phosphate binding; transaminase activity
Source: RefSeq, a predicted model, not a curated record